AUGGAUUUAAGUAAAGAUUUAAUUAAGACUGAUUCCCUAUCAUCUCAUGAUUCCUAAAAUUGUGUCACUGAUUCAGACUGCUCUAAUUCUUACGAGCAAUGUAUAGGUAUCUUCAUUGUGUUUGUAUGUCUGAGAUUGACUUGCAGACAUUUUCAAUAAUAAGAAAGAAGAAAUAGAAUAAGAUAAUAAGUGUAGUAGGAGGCUGAAAGAUUAAGAUUAGAAAGAGAGCGAAGAGAAAGGGAUGAAAGAGCUAGAUUGAUUCAAGUAGACAUAUAGCUUCAAAACUCAAAUGCAGCUUUUGCUAGAAAUAAUUCAAAUAACGAAAACUAAAGACCUCAAAACCGAGUUAGUGCUAAUCAAGUUUACGAGGGUCUACCUGAUUAUCACUAAGACAAGUAUGAAGGUUAUGGUCAAACAAUCUACAUGUACCCUGAGAAUAUGCCAUCCUAACUAUAUAAAUCAUCCUCUUCAAUUGUAGCUAUUCAAGGCAUACCCUUGUAGGAUGAUGACAAAAGUAUAAAUGGAUUUUAAUGA
This is a messenger RNA of Stylonychia lemnae, 534 nucleotides long. The record is from the annotation of a GenBank genome assembly. NCBI's taxonomy places the organism in Eukaryota, Ciliophora, Spirotrichea, Sporadotrichida, Oxytrichidae.